Malus domestica (apple) is the source of this 2658-nucleotide messenger RNA. RefSeq lists its product as uncharacterized. Lineage: Eukaryota; Viridiplantae; Streptophyta; Magnoliopsida; Rosales; Rosaceae. Gene Ontology annotation, molecular function: protein binding. Gene Ontology annotation, biological process: RNA processing. The record is from RefSeq and is a predicted model, not a curated record.
UAUAUAGUACACCAAGAGUGAACGCUUUCUCUCCGAAGCUACCCUUUGUGAGCUUCUCUACGAGUGCCUCGCCGGAAAAAUCACCAUUUUCUCCCGACCUUGAUCGGAAAACGCACCGGAGUCCGCCGGAAAAUUGAACAAGUUGAAGAGUGAGUCGGAAGCAAGAAAGGCAGAGACUUUGCAGAUCCGAUUAAAAAAUACGAAGCUUUAUAUAUACAAAGCUUUUUGCAAAUCUAUCAAUUUUUUUUCACAUUUUUCGUUGAUCUGAAAAGCAGAGAGAAAUGGUAGUGAAAGUUGCUUCGACCUGCUUGCACUGGUCGCAGCCGAUCGUUCCUCGCUCGACGCCGUCAUCUCAAACCCUAGCCUCCUCAAUCGCGUCUCCUUCCUCAAAACGACGUAACAGAGGAGGCGACGGCGACGGCGACGGCGGAGCUCAGUUAUGUCUCCACGUCCACAGCUUGAAUCGGUCGGCGUUGUUCGGUGCUCCGUCGACGAAGCUAAGCCGGUCCCGGUCCUGCGGCUUCCAGAAGUCGAGAUUCCGGUCCAUUAGACGAGCUUGCAGUGCCAACCUGGACGCCUUCUCAGACGAAGAGUUCUCAAAGAAGAUUCAAGAGCUUGCUCUCCGAUUCCAGCUCGCCGACAAUUUUGACGGUGAAGAUGACCUUAACGUUGACGGAAACGAUUCGGAUUCGGAACCGGAGGCGGCGAAUUCUGAUGACAAUCACAGCGUCAGUGAGUCUGCAACGGGAAUGAGAUUUGAACAGAACCAAAGCCAGUUCCAGUUGCCGCUCGAUCUAGAGCCACCGUGGCCGAGCGAUUGGCAGCGGAGGGGCGAGAUUGUCCCGGAGGCGAGCAUCGAGUGGAAGGCAAACAGCUUCGACCUUCCGCUCUCGCUCCGAAUCAUCAAGCGGAAGAUGCAGUGGCAGGAUGGUUUCCUAGAAGCAGGGGAAUCCGCGUGCUGCUCUGUAAAAAAGGCCUUCUCUUCGCUGGUGUUCAUAAUCCGAGAGCUCCAUAGCUACUCCUUGCAGAUGAGAGAGAUUCUGUUCUACGAAGAUUUGCAGGGGAUUUUGAGCAGGGUGCAGAAGGAGAUGCAAGCUUCGUUCGUCUGGCUAUUUCAACAGGUCUUCUCCCAGACGCCGACUCUAAUGGUGUAUGUAAUGAUCCUCUUGGCGAAUUUUACUGUCUACUCAUUAGGCCACAACGCCGCCAUUGCGACCGCUCCGCCCGCCGGGUUGUAUGCCAGUGCAACCGAGACUAUUUCAGUGGAAGAAGUUCAGACUCAGAACGAUAAAUUGGAUAACCCCCAAUUUGAUUCUUCCACAAGUAAGUCGUUUUCAGUGACCGGCAACGGCAAGACGACAUCCGUAGGCGGGAACAAUGGCGGUGGAGGGAAGGUCCGACCGGUAGGAAGCGGCACAGACGGUGAUGGCCGGUUUGACCGGACGGACCAGUACCGGACAAUAGUCCCCGACGGGGCUUCCCAAUUGUCCUCAUUAGGGACAACCAGAGAAGCAGAGUCGGUUUCGGGGCAAGAGAGCAGGGAGGAGGAGCUGGCUCUGUGGAAUUCAGUAGCCGAAGAAGCUCAUCAAAUGCGGGGCGUAGAAGAAUCUCUGGAUCACGAAACGAUGCAGAGAUUUGUUUCGCCGGUGACGGCGAAUAUCGAGGCCGACGACUACGCCGAGUACAUCAGAACUGAGCUUCUUUACCAAAGGGAACUGUCCAAGGAACCUAGCAAUGCUCUGCUUCUUGCUAAUUACGCGCAGUUCCUCUACCGAGUUGCUCAUGAUUACGACAGAGCUGAAGAGUACUUCAAGAAGGCAGUAGGGGUGCAACCGCCGGACGCGGAGGCGUACAACAAAUACGCGACGUUUCUGUGGAGGGUUCGGAACGACUUGUGGGCGGCAGAGGAGACAUUUUUGGAAGCCAUUUCGGCUGACCCAAGCAACUCCUUCUACGCCGCCAACUAUGCCCAUUUUUUGUGGAAUACCGGUGGCGAGGAUACGUGCUUCCCUCUCAACUCCGCUGAGACUGAUGCCACCGAAGAUGCUUAGUAAAUAAAAGGAAAAAAAACCCCAAACAAUAAGAGAAAAUAGUAUAGAAGAGAAAUAUGGAACAUCGAAGCACAUACUUUCAUGCAACGGGAAGUUUACUACGACAAUAUUCUAUACCAAAUGCAUGACAAUGCGUAUUGAAUUUGUCAUGUCACAUUCCCAAUGUAUGUAAGUUUCUCUCUACAACAAUGUCGAUGAGCAGAGCAGCCACCUUCCGUUCAUUUCCAAUUUUACUCGGAAUUUGAUAUAUUCGAAAACUGAAAAAAUAAAAAGAAAAAGAGAAGAGAGAAGUACUAUUUUAUCCUUAUUUGUUUUUUCGUUUUAUUAUUCCUCAAGUUUUGGUGGGCGGUGGCAAAAUGGGGUGGUGGCGUUUGGGGCGGAGGGGAAGCACGUGGGCGGGGACGCACUCACAUGCGCGGCAGAACGGCAGCAACGAUUGCAGUGUGUUUGGCUGAUGAGCGGGAAGCGGUCGCGAUUGGGGAAUACACGGUUUGCUUUUUGCACAGAUCAUGUCUAUUUUGUUAAUUGUAUAUUUUUGGGUUGACACAAUCACAUGGUAAAAGUGUAAUUAGCCACCUUGUUAAUAUAUGUUUAUUUUUUUUUAGUA